This is a messenger RNA of Oncorhynchus masou masou (cherry salmon), 1035 nucleotides long. Its product is annotated as replication protein A 32 kDa subunit-like. Gene Ontology annotation, molecular function: single-stranded DNA binding. Bases 149 to 985 code for a protein of 278 amino acids. Gene Ontology annotation, biological process: nucleotide-excision repair; double-strand break repair via homologous recombination; DNA replication. The transcript is spliced from 9 exons. Lineage: Eukaryota; Metazoa; Chordata; Actinopteri; Salmoniformes; Salmonidae. Gene Ontology annotation, cellular component: nucleus; DNA replication factor A complex; site of double-strand break. The record is from RefSeq and is a predicted model, not a curated record.
CGCGGCAUUUCUGUAGGGCGCAUGCGUUCUAUACCGUCAACGCGCGGAAUUGUACAGGGGAGGGAAUCGUUGUGAAGACUUUUUAUACGUUAUUGUCUUGCCACCUGUUUAAACAUUAUUUUAUCCUAUAACGUAAACUAACGGCACCAUGUGGAACCAAGGGGGAUCAUACGGUGAAUCAAACAUGGGAGGUGGAUACACUCAGUCCCCGGGAGGAUUCGCAUCACCUGCUGCCUCCCAGGGAGGAGAGAAGAAAGGGAGACAACGUGCCCAACAAAUUGUCCCCUGCACAGUGUCCCAGCUCAUGUCUGCUGCCCAAGCGGAGGAUGUCUUCAAAGUGGGAGAGGUAGAGGUUGCCCAGGUUACAAUUGUGGGCAUCAUCAGAACCACUGACAAAUCCAUGACCAACAUCCAGUACAAAGUUGAUGACAUGACAGGGGCCCCUAUGGACGUGAAGCAGUGGGUAGAUACAGAGGAUCCCAGUGUAGACAGCACUGUCAUCCCCCCAGACACUUAUGUCAAGGUCUCUGGCAAUUUGCGCUCCUUCCAGAACCACAGGUCCGUGGUGGCGUUCAACGUCCGGCCCCUUCAGGACAUGAACGAGAUCACCUCCCACAUGCUGGAGGUGGUGCAGGCACACAUGCUGCUCAGCAAACCACAGACUAUUAUGAUGGGCGGAGGAGGGGGAAUGAACACUAGCAUGGUGCCCAUGUCACGGCCGGGAAUGGGUGGCAACAUGGGAGGUGGAUAUUCGGGUGCUAACGACAUGUCCACUAACGGCCUGAGCCCAAGCCAUAACCAGGUGCUGAGCUUGAUAAGGAGCUGUCCAGACGCACAGGGUAUCAGCACACAGAACUUGAAGCAGAGUCUGAGCGGCAUGAGCUUGGCUGUCAUCAAGCAAGCAGUGGAGUUCCUCAGCAACGAAGGACACAUCUUCUCCACCAUCGACGAGGAUCACUUCAAGUCUACGGACAAUGACGACUAAAGCAUCUCUCCAUUCCCUGUUAGCACUAAGAACAUGAUCAUAGACUUGGG